AUGGUUGCGGGCACCGAAAGCUUGGGGAGACGGUCGACCGCCAUAGCUCAUUCUGUAGCACGCGGCCGGUGUCCUGAGCACCGCGCGCGCCUUCAGCUUACCGAAGCGGAUGACCUCGCCACGCCGGGUUUCGCAGAAGUCGAUGUCGAAGUCGGGCAUCGACACACGUUCCGGGUUCAGGAAGCGUUCGAACAGCAGGCCGAGCUUCAAGGAUCGAGUCGGCGACGAUCAGGAGCAGCCAGGAAAGCCCAUCUGGAUGAUGAUGAUGUCGACCUCGGGCGUGUUAGAUUCGUGAUAGGCCUCGCGCCAGCCGGGUUCGCCCUCGCCCCUCCAGUUCGGCGAUACGACGAGGCGAGCCUCCAGACCGGCGGUCGCGUCGCGACGAAGCAUCGCCGCCUCGCCUCACGGUCGCCCGCAAAGGCUGGGCAGGAUGGCUUGCGCCAUGGAGCCAUGACGGGGCAGCGCUGCGCGACGACCAGCGUGUUGUCGAUCGCUUCGGAAGAUCGGCGAAGAACUGCGCCCAUCACCUCGGCAGGCUUCAGCCAAGCCCGGGCGAGCUUUUGGGGCGGUCGUCCAUUUCGACAUAGGUCGAAUUGGCGAUGCACAUGGCGUCAUGCGCAUCGCGGAACCCGCUAUCGGCAGCAGCAGGGUUGGUCGCGACCGGGGGCAGAUCGCGGUCAUAAACCAGAUCGAUCAGAUCCUGCUCGGCGGCGAUCUCCAGCCGGUCGCCGAACAUCGCCUGAAGCCGGUCCGCAGGCCUUGCCUGUCGGGCUGCCCUCGGGCGGGCGGGCGAUGCCCCCCGCCGCCCGCCGUCAGCGCGAUCAGACCCGGUGCUGA
Molecule: messenger RNA, 837 nt
Organism: Acanthosepion pharaonis
Lineage: Eukaryota; Metazoa; Mollusca; Cephalopoda; Sepiida; Sepiidae
Source: the annotation of a GenBank genome assembly